CUCUCGAACUUGACAGCGCGGAUAGGAAAACUUAGUAGUGUAUACCAUGAAUGCUUUAGUUUUGUAAUUUUUGAAAAGGCGGUUCAAUUGGAAAAUCUGUUUGAGCAAGGGCGAUUUUCUCCCCGCAUUUACUCUCAUCUUUGUGCGAAGACGAAGAAAUACGCGACCGGCGACCCCGAAAAAUUUGAUUUGCCAGCAAACACUUGUAGAGUUGUAGUAAUAUUUGUAAUAGAUCCCUAUGUCUAUUCAGCGAUGUGAAGAUUUGACUGCAUGUAUAAAGCUCUUUAUUUACAUACAUAUAUAAACUUUCUUUAGACGCUAGUCUAAAUCAACAUUCAGUUGUUUUUCACGAGGCCUAUUUAUUUCUGGUUUAUACAAAAACCUCUUUAAAAUGAGACAUAAUAAGGAAGUCCAGGCGACAAAGCAAACUGAAUCUAAUCAGUUUGAAGAUUUGUUGUGCGUGCCUCCAUAUCAUUUGCAAUUGUAGGUUCCUCUAGCUGACGAUCUGAUUAAAAUGUUUGUCGAAGUUUCCUUAUCACUUUCUGUUUGUUGGUUGCUAUGGUUUCUGAUCACGACGCACCUUCGUCGUCGGUCUACUCCACCUGGUCCAUUCCCCUUGCCUAUCAUAGGAAAUGCCCAUCAAAUGGGCACAAAUCCCCCGUUUUCUAUGGAGAGAAUUCACAAGAAAUAUGGGGAAAUAUACGCGUUGACUCUACCUGUGGGAACAUUUGUCAUAUUGAACAAUGGUAGAGUAGCGCGCGAAGCACUGGUAACCAGAAAAGAUGAUUUUAGUGGUCGACCGGGCGAUUCGGCUAAUUUUCCUUUACGUGAUAUAUUUGACGGCAAAGAUAUAAGUUUCACUGACUUUGGAGCGAGUUUUCUCUUCCGUCGUCGAAUAAUUAGUUCUGCUUUUCAUGUAUUUGGCGAAGGACUGCAAGAGGCUGAAGCAAGAGUGAACAAGGAAGUUGGUUAUUUGCUUGAAUGGUUUGGUGAAAGUGAAGGUAAAGCAGUAACACCAUACACUGGUAUUAACAGCACCAUGAUAAACAUCAUGAGUGAAUGGUUGUUCUCCAAAAGAUACGAUUACCAUGAUCCAACCAUGAAGGAACUUUUUACUUUUAACGAGAAACUGCUGUACGUUGUUCAACAAGGUCGGUUUUACCAAGCAUUUCCUUUGCUGAAGUAUUUACCAACUAAAGUAAUGAAAACUUUGGGCGAAGUUCUGGCCAUGCGUGAUGAGUUAUUUGGUUCACAGUUAAAUGAACACACUGAGAGCUACCAAGAUGACGUGAUAAGGGACAUUACGGACGCAUUGCUCGCAGAGUAUAACAAGGAAAAAGCGAAGAAACUCGAUAAAACAAUGGGAUCUAAAGAUGAUAUUAAGUAUUUCUUGAUGAAUAUUUUUGUAGCGGCAAGUGACACAAGUGCCUCAGUGUUAACGUGGUUUAUGCUUUACAUGGUUGUUUACAAAGAUGUACAAGAAAAAAUUCAAAAAGAAAUUGACGAUACUGUCGGCGAUCACCGCUUACCCAACUGGAAGGAUUCCGAAAACCUUCCGUAUCUCCUUGCUACCAUUUGUGAAGUAAUGCGUCAUUCAAAUUUCGUACCAAUAAACCUUCCUCACAAAGCAAUCCGAGAUUCAACCAUUAAUGGAUACCAUAUUCCAAAGGAGACAACAAUUUUAUUCAACUUCGCCACUAUUCACAAUGACCCACGUGAUUGGGAAGAACCGAGAAUGUUUAAACCUGAGCGAUUUAUUUCUGAGGAUGGAAAAUUUGUCGGAUGGAAUUCUUUGCCUAGUUUCUUUCCGUUUGGGGCAGGCCGCAGAAUGUGCCCAGGCGAAAAUCUUGGUAAACUUCAAGUAUUUGUUGUGACAUCAAACGUCCUCCACCAGUUCUGUUUAAAAACUGUGGACAAUGAACCCGAACCAAACUUAGACAAUAUUCCUGGGCCAAUUUUAUACCCGAAGGAAUAUAGAGUUUGUGCUGUGAAGCGUUAUUAAACUAUAGACUUUGCAUGAUUCCUUGUGAUUAAUUAAAUAUAUGUGUUAAAGUAGGAUUCUCUACAUAUAAUGAAAAGACUUUGAAUGGAUUUCUAAUUAUCUAAUAUGUAGCGAAAUUUAUCAAUAUUUUUAUGUAACAAUGUCUUCAUUAUUAAAUUCGAACUUAAACCAGCAAAUUAAAAAUCAACCUGUCACAGUAUACAGUUCAUAUUAAGCCAACAUUGCCAGUGCAUUAUCUAAAUUACAAUAUGAGCCUAACAUAUUCUUCAUUAGCAGACUAAUCCGAUGAGAGAUUGUUUCCAG
This is a messenger RNA of Dendronephthya gigantea, 2305 nucleotides long. Its product is annotated as steroid 17-alpha-hydroxylase/17,20 lyase-like. Gene Ontology annotation, biological process: progesterone metabolic process; hormone biosynthetic process. Gene Ontology annotation, molecular function: steroid 17-alpha-monooxygenase activity; iron ion binding; heme binding. The record is from RefSeq and is a predicted model, not a curated record. Lineage: Eukaryota; Metazoa; Cnidaria; Anthozoa; Malacalcyonacea; Nephtheidae. The transcript has a single exon. Bases 515 to 2002 code for a protein of 495 amino acids.